AUGAGCGAACUUCUUAUAAGAUCAAAGAGUGGUGUUAAAUUAUAUGAGUUUAAGAAAUUAGAAAAUUUGUAUGAAAGUAACAUUAUAUUUGAAUAUGAUGGAUGUAUACAUGAUGCAAUAUGGUCAUAUGACGGUAAUUCUUUUUUACUUUUACAUUCAAUAGAAGGUUUAUUAUUAAUUAGUAAUUAUGAAGAGAAAAAAAAAAGAAAGAUUGAAAAGAUUGCUUGUAUAGGUAAAUAUAAGGAAUUGUUUGAUGAUGAAAAUAUAAAAUUAAUUAAACAUGUUCAGUGGUCACCUAAUAAUAGAUUUAUAGUUUUUUUUUUUUCAUAUGAAGAAGAGAAACAUAAUAGAUUAGGGAAUUUGUUAGUAUGGAAUGUAAAAGAUAAAAAUAUUUUAUGUUCUUUUAAAAUAAAAAAAAAGAGUUGUAGUAAUUGGCCCGUAAUUAAUUUUACGAAUGAUGAUAAUUAUUUCUUUUUACAAAAAAAAACAGAUAUUUAUAUAUACGACACAUUAAAAUUAAUACAAGAUCAUGAUAAUAUAACAUAUCUUCAUAAUAAUGAUAUACCAUUAAAUUAUAUCUAUACGUGGAAUCAGCCAAACGUGUUAGCAAUAUAUAUGUCAUCUUAUAUGAGUGAUGAUAAAUGUCGAUUUUUUAUAGUACAUACGAAAAAUAAUUUUCUGGGGGAUGUGUAUAUAUUUAAAAUUAAAGGAUUGAACAAUAGUAAAAUUGUUAGUUAUAAUGUUAGAGAGGAUAAAGAGAAGGCCGACGAAAUGAAUGUAGAUGGAAAAAAUGUAAAUGUCAAAAAUGUAGAUGGAAAAAAUGUAGAUGGCAAAAAUGUAGAUGGAAAAAAUGUAGAUGGCAAAAAUGUAGAUGAAAAAUAUGUAAAUGUCAAAAAUGUAGAUGAAAAAUAUGUAAAUGUCAAAAAUGUAGAUGAAAAAUAUGUAAAUGUCAAAAAUGUAGAUGGCAAAAAUGUAAAUGACGUAGGAGGAGAGAUUAAUGUAGAUAACAAUGUAUCAUAUAAAAAUGAUCCUUCAUGUGUUGAAAAAAUAAAAAUUGAAUUACUUAUUAGAAAAAGCUUCGAUAAUUUAGAUACCCUAACGUGCCUGUGGUCAAUUAGUGGUCAAUAUUUAAUAUUUUUAGUAAAUACAAAUGAUACUACAAAUAAAUCUUAUGGAUAUUUAAGCAAUUGUUAUUUUUGCUCCUUAGUUUCAAAAAAUAUACAUAUAAAAAGAAUUAACGAACAGGUUGCUCAAGAUGUGAAAUGGAGUAAUAUAAGAGAUGAAUUUUUAAUUAUAGAAGGCAAGUCAGAUAAUAUCAUUUUAUUAUAUGAUCAUGAUUUAAAUGUAAAAUGUAAAAUUUAUUCACAAUAUAAAAAUACCAUAAAAUGGGGACCUUUUGGAAAUAUGAUUGCUUUAGGUGGUUUUGGUAAUCUAGCAGGAGAUAUUAAUUUUUAUUAUAAAGAAGUAGAUAAUAGUGUAUCCAUAAUUAAAAAAUAUAGAGAAGCGUGUACUGUUCUUUGUGAUUGGUCCUAUGAUGGUACAUUAUUUAUGACAGCUUCAACAUAUCCAAGAAUGAAAGUAGAAAAUGUUUUUAAAAUAUAUACUUAUGAAGGUACCUUAGUUAAUAGUUAUAAUUUUAAUGAAUUGUAUGAUGUCAAAUGGAAAAAUGUUUUACCAGGUUUCUUUAAGCAACCACCAAAACCUCAGCCAAACUUAUUAGAUAGUUCUAAUAAAAAAAGUGUAUACAAAAUAAAGAACCUUGAUCAUCUUUUGAAUAGUACUCAGAAUAAUACAAUCAUAAAUAAUAAUAAUAAUAAUAAUAAUAAUAUGAAUGGAAUAAAUAAUAAUAUUCCUAUGAAUAGUAUAAAUAAUAAUAUUCCUAUGAAUAGUAUAAAUAAUAAUAUUCCUAUGAAUAGUAUAAAUAAUAAUAUUCAUAUGAAUAGCAUAAAUAAUAUUAACGUUGGAAUGUCUUAUGUAAACAACAUGAACAAUAAAAUGAUGAACAAUAAUAAUAAUAAUAACCUUACAAAUCCUACUAGUUAUUCAUUUGAUGUAUAUGAUGAAAAUAAUGUAAAUGUAAAUAUAAAUGAAGUACUUGAAAAGGAUAAGACAAAAACAAACAAAGGUAUGGCCGGUACAACCAGCACAUCGUUAUCUAAUUUAACAAGCAAUUUGUUAAACGGCCAUAGGAAAAAAAAAACGGAGAAAGUAAAAAAUGCUUACGACUGGGAUGUUGAUUGGAGGAAAAAAAAAAGCAUGGGUAUCAUGAAUAGUGUGAUGAACACAAAUAAUGUGAUGAACAUGAAUAAUAUGAUGAACAUGAAUAAUGUGAUGAAUACGAAUAAUAUGAUGAACAUGAAUAAUGUGAUGAAUACGAAUAAUAUGAUGAACAUGAAUAAUGUGAUGAACAUGAAUAAUAUUAUAAACACAAAUAAUAUUAUAAACACAAAUAAUAUUAUAAACACAAAUAAUAUCGAUAUGAAUCAACGAGACGACUAUAUCCCCAAUGAACAAACCACACAAGAUGACAAAAAUCAGACGCUUAAAAACGAUAAAAUUUUGAAUAGUAACCUAAACAGUAGUAAUAAAAAUAUAAACGUAAUGUUGGACAACAUCAAAAGUAGAGAUAAUUCUGAGAACGGAAUAAUAAUCUUACAAAAUAAGUUAAACAAUUAUCAUGACAAGGCUAAUAUAAAUGAUAAUAUGAAUAAGGAUGAACAUGUUGAAGAAAAGAAGAAACAAAAAAAAAAAAAAAAAGAAAAGGAAAAAAAAGAAGAAAAGGAAAAAAAAGAAGACCACGAAAAGGGAAAGGAUAAAGAUAAAAAAGAAGACCACGAAAAGGGAAAGGAUAAAGAUAAAAAAGAAGACCACGAAAAGGGAAAAGAUAAAGAAAAAGAUAAAGAUAAAGAUAUUAAUAAUGAGCAAUAUAACACAUCUGAGCAACCCAUUCAAAUAAAUAAUAACCAUAUGAAUGAUGUCAAUAUUAAUGAUGAUGAUAAAUUAUAUAGCAACUCCAAACAUACAAAAGAACAAAGUAAGUUACAAGAGAUGGGACAUAUAAAAACUAUAUCUUUAGACGACAUAAAUAAAAAUAAAGGAAAAGAUAAUCAAACAAAUGAAAUAAAAAAAGAUAUAAAGGAUAAGGAAAAAAACACAGAAAUGGUUGAUAGUAAUAUGAAUGACGAAAAAGAUCAAGAUAAAAAAAAAAAGAAGGAAAAUAAAAAUAAAAAAUCAAAAAAGAAAAAGAAUGAUAAUAAUAAUGUGGAUGGUGUAUAUAAUGAUAAUGUACCCAAGGACAAGACAUACAAUGAUAACAAUAAUAACAAUAAUAAUAAUAAUAAUAAAGAAGUAGAGAAAAAUAAUUCUUCUGCAGGUUCUAAUAGUUUUUCAAACAUAUUAUUAAAAAUAAUAAAAUAUAAAAAUGAUACAAAUAAUACAAAUAAUACAAAUAUUACAAAUAUUACAAAUAAUACAAAUAAUACAUAUAAUACAAAUAAUACAAAUGAUACAUAUGACAACGAUCAAUGUCAUAUAAAUAAAAAAAAUAUGAACGUAGAAUUAAAUAAAGACUUAGAUUAUGUGAAAAGACAAAUAAAUGUACCAAAUUCAAAACACAUCAUGAACAGCACCAAUAAUAAUGGUACAGGUGUCGAACAUAUGAGUGAUAUGUCCACAUUAAAUUGUAAUAAAAAAAAUAAUGACAUGUCCAUAAGAAUAUCCAAUCAAUAUAAUAAUGAAAAUAUAAAAAUGUAUACUAAUAAAAAUAUACCAUUACAUGGUGAUGAAUUUUUAAAAGAUAUUAAAAAUGGAAAAUAUAAUAUGAGUGAUAUGAAUAUAACAAAAGAUAUGAUGAUAAAUAAUAUGAAGAAUAAUAUGAUAUUAAAUCAUGUUUUAAAAAAUAAUGAUAUGAAAAAUAAUACUAUAGGAGAAGAUAAUAAUAAUAAUAUGUUUAAUACAUCGAAUAUUAAUGAUAUACAAAGUAUUAAUACACUUAAUAAUCUCAUAUUAGAAAAUGCUUUAUUAAGAAACGAAUUACCAAUAUAUCAAAGUAAAGGCAAAGACAAUGAAAAUGCAACCAGCAGAAAUAACACAAAUGAUAACAUGAAUAGUAUUAAUAGUAUGAACAACGUACAUAAUAAUGUGGCGUCCAACGAAAAUUUAAUAAACAUAUUUAAAAAAAUGUUGCCACAUGCUAAAGUUAAUAUUGUAGGGAAUAACAGAAAUUCGACGAAGAGCCUUGAUUCUUAUAAUAUGUAUGACACACAAAACAACUCAAGUUUGAAUAGGGAAACACAUCAAAGUUUUAAGAGACAUGAUAGUUUUAAUCAUCCUUAUAAAGAAGGUAAUAAUAAUAACAAUAACAAUAAUAAUAAUAAUAAUAAUAAUAAUAAUAAAAAUAUGUUUAAUGAAUAUGCAAAAGAACAUUUAAUAAAAGAAAUGAUUUUAAAAAAAUAUCUUAUGAAUAAUAAAGAAUAUGAUACUAUUAAUAAUUUUAGUUUAAAUAAAAUUGAUGAUAUACAAUCUAUACAGAGCAAGGUACAAAUUAAUAACAAAUCUAAUGUUGAUGGUGUUAAUAAUAAUAAUGUUGAUAAUGUGGAUUAUAUGAAUAAUCAACAAUAUAACAUGCCACAGAACCUAAAAAAUCAACUUGAUAAUUUAGACUUUUUUGAAUUAUUAAAAUGUUAUCAUUCUUUAAAUAUACAACAAAUUCAAAUCAAAUUAUAUUGGAUAUAUUACAAAAUACAAAUGUUUGAACAAAGUAAUUUAUUAUCAUGUGAUAAUAAAGAUAAGAAAAUAUUAUAUAAAUUAAAAGAAAUUAGACAUAUAUUAGAAUAUACAAAUCAUUUAUUAAAAGAUCAUUUUAUAAAAAAUAAAGAAAAAUAUCAAUCCUUAUUACAACAAUUUAUAAUCAUAUUAAAACAUCAUGAUAAUUUAUAUCUACAGAAAAGAGAGAAACUUAUAACAGACCAUUAUGAUAAACAAAAUGUUGUACAUUUUAUUUGUAACAUAGAAAAAUUCAUAGAAAAAAAUAUGAAUUUAACGGAUAAUUUUAUAUCUUCAAAUUUAAAUUUUAUACCUUCCAAAACAAUUAAUAAUAAAUUAGGAAGAACAAAUAGUGUUAUUUAUGAAAAUAAAAACAAUAUAAAAAAUAAUGAUCAUCAUACAAGAGGAAGCCAAAAAAUAACAGAUAAUUAUAAUAAUAUCGAUAUAAACAAAAUAAAUCAUAAUAAAUAUGUACAAAAUAAAUAUAAUGAUCACAAUGUAUCGAAUAAUUAUAUUUAUCAUCAAAAUGAUGCUAAUAAUAACAUGAACCAUUUAAAUCAAAAUCUGGAAUUUCAAAAAAAAUUUAUUCUUCAUAAAAUGAAUGAUUAUUUUAAAAAUAUUAAUGCUACAAACGAACAAAAGAACAUUUUUUUAAACAAAAUGAAUUUAACCGAAGAACAAAAAAUGUUUUUCUUAAAACAACUAAAUAUAAAAGAUGAAGAAUUCAUAGAACCUAAUAAUACGAAACAGCCAUUCGUAAACUGCCUUAAUAAUAAUAAUAAUAAAAUAAAAAAUAUAGACGAAAAAGAAAAAAAAGACAAAACAAACAAAACAAACAAAACAAAUCAAACAAAUCAAACAAAUCAAACAAAUCAAACAAAUCAAACAAACAAAAAAGGAGGGGAUACUUAUAUUGAUAGUGCUUACUCUAGAUCAAGUUAUUUUUGUAUAAACGAUCCAAAUGCUGAUAAGAAUAAAGAGAAUAUAAAACAAAAUAAUGAAAAGACUGAUCAUAAUGAAGAUGCUAUAGGCGGCUCUCCUUUGUUGAAUCUUAUAAAUAAAUCCCAUGGGCAAAGAGUUGAAAAUAAUAUUAAUAGUAUGAUGAACAAUUUAAACCAUAUAAACCUAAUGAACAACAUGAACUAUUUUAAUAAUCGAGCUGACGAUAACCAAGGUGUAGAAAAUGAACAAUCAAAAUGGUUAUCGCAGAAGAAUGUUCUACUUAAUAUUUUAAAAAACCAAAAAAAAUUAAAAGACGACAACAAUGUAGUUGUGCCAAACUUAAAUGAAGAAAAUUAUAUGAAAAAUAUAAAAAACGAGUUAAACAAAGAUAUUAACACUUUUCAAUUUAAUAAUAUCCCCGAAAAUAUUUCAGAAAAAUUAAAAAAUAUAAUUCAUAUGAAUAAUAAGGAUGGAAAAGAUUUACAAAACCAUCAAGCAGAUUUAAUAAAUUAUAUUUACCAAAAUAAACAAAUGGAUGGUGUUAUACACUCUUAUACAAAUUGUAAUGAUAUUAAUGAACAAGCAAAAAUGAACCUGAAUCAAACAAAAGAUAAAUUGAAGAAUAUAAGUAAUCUUAGUACACAUUCAGGAAAAUUAGAAGAACAAAAUAAUACACAUUUACAACAUCUCUACUCACAACAACAAAGAAAUUUACGAAAUCUAAUGAACACAAAUGAAGGGGACACAAAUAUACCUAAUGUUACUCAAAAUAAAAAUCAUAUAAAUAGUAAUACGUCCUUUUUGAACACUGGAAAUGAUGAAAAUAAUAAUAGAAAUGUGAAUGAAUUUAUUCGUAUCAUGAAUAAUGAAUGUAUGUCAAAUUUACAAAAAAAAAAUGUAAACAACAACAAUCCAUUAAAUAAUAAUAACAACAAUAGUAAUAAUAAUAAAACAUUAGUAGGAAUGAAAAAUAUUGUAGAGGAAAAAAAACAAACAAUUAUAAAUAAUGAUACAAAUAUAAUAUCAAACCAUUUUUUAACAAAUGAACAUCAAGGUAAAGGUGAUACUACUAAAACAUUUUAUAUAAAUAAGAAGAAUCAAAACGUAUUAUCUCAAUCCUUAAAUAAUCAAACUGGUGUUGUUAACAAAGGAAUUUCAAAUAAACAUAAAACAAACAAUAUUGUAAGUAAUAAAAGUUUGAAUAAUUCAUUAGAUAAAAAAAAUGUACAACAAAGCAAUAUGCUAGAUUUAGAAGAUACCAAAAGACCAGAUGCUCUAAGGGAUAAAUGUUGGCAAUAUGUGGAUCCUAAGGGGGUAGUUCAAGGUCCGUUUUAUUUAGAUGAAAUGCGUGUAUGGAGCGAAAUGGGAUAUUUCGAACCCAUGUUGCCUGUACGAUGUUGUGAUUCAGAUCGUUUCGUAGCUCUAAACAAACUCUUCCCACCUCCUUUAAAACCUUUUACUGUCGUCCCAAAACCUCAACCAGUAUUACAAUGGGAAGAAGAAUUGUUGUAA
Plasmodium falciparum 3D7 is the source of this 7218-nucleotide messenger RNA. Its product is annotated as putative eukaryotic translation initiation factor subunit eIF2A. Gene Ontology annotation, molecular function: translation initiation factor activity. The record is from RefSeq and is a predicted model, not a curated record. Lineage: Eukaryota; Apicomplexa; Aconoidasida; Haemosporida; Plasmodiidae. Gene Ontology annotation, biological process: translational initiation.